This is a messenger RNA of Lepisosteus oculatus (spotted gar), 3291 nucleotides long. The record is from RefSeq and is a predicted model, not a curated record. Lineage: Eukaryota; Metazoa; Chordata; Actinopteri; Semionotiformes; Lepisosteidae.
AGAAUUAGGGUGGAGAGCAGAGCAGCACAGGCAGAGAGGGGAGGUCUCUGGGCAGGAGCUCAGCAGUCUGCGAGUGGCCACCUGCCCGCCUGGAUCUCCGCGCUCCUCCGUCUCCCCCUGCUUCUCCCGCUCCGGCUGUCGGAACCCCUCACCCAGCUCAGCCUAACCCAGGACCACCUUGCCACCUGUCGCUCCUGCCGGGCGCAGCGCACUGCCUUCAAGAUUUCCUUCCUUUCGGAUCUGGAGCUGGAGGAGGGAGGAGACGAGCUGGACAUGGGGAGUGGAGCAAGCGCAGAAGACAAGGAGCUGGCCAAGAGGUCCAAGGAGCUGGAGAAGAAGCUGCAGGAGGACGCGGACAAGGAGUCCAAGACCGUGAAGCUACUGCUGCUGGGGGCAGGAGAGUCCGGGAAGAGCACGAUCGUCAAGCAGAUGAAGAUUAUCCAUCAAGAUGGCUACUCAGAACAGGAGUGUCUGGAAUUCAGAGCCAUCAUCUACGGCAAUAUCCUGCAGUCCAUCGUGGCCAUCAUCAGGGCCAUGAGCACCCUGGGGAUUGACUAUGAUUACCUAAAACAAAGUCACAGUGAAGCUAGAAAGAGCAGUAGCAGAAGAAACAGGCCUGUAAAACACCCUCUGUCUUGCAGCUACCUCAACGAGCUUGACAGAAUCACGGCCCCCAACUACCUGCCCAAUGAGCAGGAUGUGCUGCGGUCGCGAGUCAAGACCACGGGCAUCAUCGAGGAGCAGUUCUCCUUCAAGGACGUGCACUUCAGGAGUCGUGAGCGCCCUAGCUUACUGGAAUCUUGCCUCACCAUCACUUCCGUGUUCCCCCUCCAGAACCGGAUGCAUGAGAGCCUCCACCUCUUCAACAGCAUCUGCAACCACAAGUUCUUCGCUGCCACCUCCAUCGUGCUCUUCCUCAACAAGAAAGACCUCUUCCUGGAGAAAGUCAAGAAGGUGCACCUGAGCAUCUGCUUCCCGGAUUACGAUGGGCCCAACACAUUCGAGGAUGCUGGCAAUUACAUCAAGAACCAGUUCCUGGAUCUGAACAUGAGAAAAGAUGUCAAAGAAAUCUACUCACACAUGACGUGCGCCACGGACACGCAGAACGUCAAAUUUGUGUUCGACGCUGUCACAGACAUCAUCAUCAAAGAAAACCUGAAAGACUGUGGUCUCUUCUAACCAGCCUGAUAAAACAGAAAGCCCCCUUUCUUCUCUUUUCCUGCACCUGAUCAAUCAACUCUUGCUUCACGAGGCGUCGCACUGUGUGAGGAGCGCAGACAGCACAGGCCCUGUGGCAGCCUGACUGCAGAGCAGCCGUUUCCGUAGCACAGAUUCAACUACAGAUGACCCUUCCAGCCACCACAAUUUCUCCAUGGGGAACGCCCUAAAGGAAACGCCACACUCUGCAGCACAGCAAACUCCCUCUAAUAAUAACAUAACCCCAAAAAAUACAAUGUUUCCAGUCUCCAGGGAACAUACAGUAGCUGAAAAAAAUGGGCAAGGUAAUUCUUAUUAAAGAGUGGAAGAUAUCUGACGUGGUCUUAAGAAAUGUGCAAAGAUGAUUUUACCCAAUUAAAAACCUAAACGAACAUCUAUAUUACAUGAGGUUGAAAGAAAUACCAUUUUAUAGUAAUCUUUUGCUGAAUUUUUAAUUAGUCUUUAGUGUCUUGGCUUCUAUUUCUAAAUGCAAAAAAGUCAUAUCACAGAUAAUCCAGCUUAUUUGCCAUACCCAAAAAGAACCCCUAAACAGAUUGCUUUCACCUUUACAAUAUAUUUAAAUAAGCUUACAUCAGCAUGAAAUAUAGUCAUGCAUUUGCCCAGAAGCAAACACUAGAGAGGUAUUUUGUAAAUAUUUUAAAAAGUAGAGCUGUAAUCUUGACAAAAACAUUCUAAAUGUGAAAUAUUAGAUCAGCAUUUGGUUUUGUCCAACUCCAGUACAAAUCCGUAUCUGGAUUGUAAACCAUAGUGGCACACAAUAAAGUAUUCAAAAUGCACACAGGUCUUUUUUUUUGGACACCUUCCCAAACAACAGAAAAAGAUAUCUGCAUUCCCAUAAGAAGGCUCAGGACCGGCAUGACUCCUCUCUCCUGGCAUGAACAGUGACGCAGCUACCACCUGGGGAUGCACAGAACUUCAUGGACAGGAGCAACUCUGCAGCGGGCUAGAGCAGAGAAAAGGGUUAACAAGAACAUUCUGUUCCACUUAAGCACAACUCCAUAGGAGCACAGACGGGAAGUUUAAAUCAUAUUGCUAUUGUGCUAUCACGUGCUAUUACAGUUCCCACAGGACUGUACAACAGAUACCAGUAGUUGUGCAUCAGGGAACACCUGGCAGGUUUUCUGCACUCUGGAAGUAACAAGCAUGGGAAGGUUUUCGAAACGGACCUCAAAUUCCAUUCAUCAGCAGAAAAGAGACAAGCGUCAAUUUACUGCAGAGUCCAAACAAGUGAAAUCUGGUUCAGAGCAUAAUUUAAAAUCAAGUUCAAUCACACUCAAACUAUUUCUCACCUAGACUUAAGAGUUUACUGUAUUAGAUGUAAACCAGGCCUGCAGGAGAGAGCAUUUAAGAAACGUUUUUUCCUGGAUUUUAUAGUCAGAUUUUGUCCAUAAGCACUAAUUACAACAAUGCUCACCCCUGGAACUACCAACCUGUCAGUUUCCUCAGUUCAGUUCUUAAGUGCAAUAUUUAAUCUCAGCCCUCACUUCAAAUCCUGUAAUUAAAAUAUGUAUUAGCAUGUAAGCAUGUAAUUUGUACAUCCACUCAUCACCUACUCCUGAACUGCUGUUUAACUACCCUGCUGGAAAACACAGCACUGUUCUGGGCGUUUUCAGCACAGUGACCAGUUCCAGAUUAAUGUGUAGUGUUGUCAGAUCAAACCACCUACACACUUAAACCUGGCUCAUGAAAUGAUAGCAUUAUACAACUUAAGUUCCCUUGACAUUUCCCAGGCAAUUAAAACACCAGUUUCUCCAUGAUUCGCAGUAGCUAAAGGGGCAGGACUAAACAUGUCCUCAACACAAGAACAGCAAUAUCAAUUGCAAAACCUAGACUUCAGGAUAAAAAUUCACCACUUUCCAAUCGUCUCACAAAUCUCAUUUCCUCAUUACCACACCUUCAGUGUUAGUGCCAAUUCCGGCUUCGGACAAGCUCCUACAAGGCAUACAAGGAAAGGAAAGUUGGCAAAACCUUCCCUAGAAAGUGAAGCAAAAAAACACAAACCAAAAGAAAAAAAAAACUCAUAGAAAAACACAUUCCACUCUACAUUUUCGGUUUUACUCCCCACACUAAGAU